Parasteatoda tepidariorum (common house spider) is the source of this 2559-nucleotide messenger RNA. RefSeq names its product sodium-dependent nutrient amino acid transporter 1. Gene Ontology annotation, molecular function: amino acid:sodium symporter activity; L-amino acid transmembrane transporter activity. Gene Ontology annotation, cellular component: plasma membrane. The record is from RefSeq and is a predicted model, not a curated record. NCBI's taxonomy places the organism in Eukaryota, Metazoa, Arthropoda, Arachnida, Araneae, Theridiidae. Gene Ontology annotation, biological process: nitrogen compound transport; amino acid import across plasma membrane; sodium ion transmembrane transport.
AAUAGUUUUUUUUUAUAGCUAGAUAUUAACUUUUAUGCGACAUUCUUCUCGUUUCUUCCUUCUUAUUUCUUCUUCAUUCGACUCUUCAUUUCACCUGUUCGUCGCGCUACGGAUAAAACCUCUUUUAAGGGCAACCCUUAGGCCUCGUGGUGAUGCCGGUUUUCAACUCCAUUUUUUUCGAUUUCUUCUUCGGUUAAAUCACUGACCCAUCUAAUGAUGUUAUAUUAACAAACAGUUACGAAAAGAAAUAAAAAAAAGAACGUGUAUGCAUCAUCUCCAACAGGUUUUUUGGAAGAGAGCCAAUUUCACAAGACAAGGUGUGCGUUGUGUAUCUUGAUGCUUUUGCAUUGGCACUCUCUCUCUGUCAAAUAAGAAUGUGAAAAAUCAUUCUCUCAACUUUCAUUACUAGUUGUGUUCUACACAUUCUGUAAUUGCUUUUUAUUUAUCUCUAAUGACUCUGGAUUCAGGCUAUUGUUUUCGAAUGAUGAUUAAUUGAAGAGAUUCUGAUGAGUCAAAUAGCAGAGUCAUGGCAUUUACAUUAGGUUUUAGUUCAAGUUCAUACAAUUUAGAAAAGAAACGAAACAGUCGUGAUAGCUUUGCUGUUCCUCGGAUAUCGGUUACUCAGGUAGUGAAUGGGGUCAAAAUUCCACCUGAAGAGGAAGAGGUCAGCGAAAGAGGAACAUGGUCCAAAAGCAUUCAAAGUUUGUUUCUUUGUUUAUCCAUGUCUGUUGGCCUUGGAAACAUAUGGCGGUUUCCUAAUGUAGCCUAUAAUAACGGAGGAGGAGCAUUCCUGAUUCCAUAUUUGCUACUAUUAUUUAUCAUUGGUCGGCCAUUGUAUUACUUAGAGCUUAUUCUUGGACAAUUUUCAAGUCAAGGACCGAUAAAAGUUUGGAGAAUCGUACCAGCAUUGAAAGGAAUUGGAUAUGCACAGAUAAUAUCUGCGUCAUACGUUGCGAUAUUUUAUAAUUACUUAAUGGCAUUAAGUGUAUUUUACAUCUUUUCAUCAAUGCAAAGCUGCCUACCAUGGACUGCAUGCAACAUCUUAAACGAGUCAAUGUCGCUAAAUGUGUCUCUUUCUGAUGACAUGGCUAUGUCUGAAUAUUUUUGGCGGACUGAAGUUCUACAGAAGCAAGUAGAUACUGAUUACUUAACUAUAAACUGGAAGCUAGUUUUAUGCCUGUUACUGACAUGGACUAUAGUGUAUACUUCAGUCAUUCAAGGAACAAAUUCUUUAGGAAAAAUGUCAUAUUUUACAGCAAUUUUUCCUUUCUUUGGUCUUAUUUGCUUGCUUAUUAUCGCUUGCUUAGAAGAAGGCGCAGGAGAAGGCAUUAAAUUUUUCUUCAAGCCAGAUAUUGAGAAACUAAAAGACGUUAACGUAUGGUACAAAGCAACGGAGCAAUCAUUCUUUUCUUUGAACAUAGCCUAUGGUAGUAUAGUAAUGAUUGCAAGCUACAAUAAAUUCCACCACAAUAUUUACAGAGAUGCGAUAAUUAUUAGUGUUCUCGAUACAAUUGUAAACUUAUUGGCAGGAUGUGUCAGUUUUGCAGUACUGGGAUCACUGUCUUAUAAGUAUUCUAAGAAUAUAACAGAAGUUGUUGAUCAUGAAGGCUUAGGAUUGGCAUUCAUAGUAUAUCCAGAAGCUUUAGCUAAUAUUUCGUAUGUACCUCAGUUAUGGUCUGUCUUGUUCUUUUUUAUGCUUUUUGUCCUCGGAGUUGGAAGUUCGAUGUCAAUGAUAGAAACACUAUUGACAGUUCUGAAAGACAGAUUUCCAAGCCUGAGACAAAGAAAAUGGCUCAUCGCUUUAGUUAUUUGUAUGCUUUUUUGUGCUUUAGGAAUACCACUUACUACGAGUUCUGGGCAAACGAUUUUGGUUCUGUUGAACAACUAUGGAGUAGGUGUUGCUAUAUUCUUUUAUGCUGUAUUUGAAGUUGUUGGUGUGACAUGGAUAUAUGGUUUGAACAGCUUUUGUAAGGAUGUUACAUAUAUGCUUAAUAAACCUCCGGGAAUAUUUUGGAAAAUUACUUGGGCUGUUACUGCCCCAGUUGCUUUGACGGUGAUAUUCCUAUUCGGAGUAAUUCACACGGAAACUGAUAAUAAUCCUUCUGUACCUCAGUGGGCUACAAUACUAGGGUGGAUACUAGCUGCUUUUGCUCUAGUACAAAUUCCACUUUGGUUCAUUAUAACAUUGUACAAGGAUUCCAGCGUUGGUAUUGUUCAGAAAUUCAUAAAUAUACUAAGACCAUCUGAAAAUUGGGGUCCCAGUAGUCCGAUUCAUUUUGCAGGAUGGAAGUCAUAUAAAAACCCUGAUCAACAAUCAAAACAACCUGUAAAUUUAGCUUCAACUGUGCCAGCUGCAUAUGAAAACCAAACAUUUGCAGAAGAUGUGUUUUGAAAGGAAUUUGUGGCAUUUGAUUUUAACUUGUUUAUUUAAUUCUAACUUGUUGCUUAUAUUGUAUUGUAUCCAUAACGUUUUUAAUCUGCAGAAUUUUUCCAUUUCGCAUUACAUUCUGUGAUAAUUAUUGUUUCAUUUUUGCACAAUAAAAUUUGAUUUUACACUUU